Molecule: messenger RNA, 6041 nt
Organism: Castor canadensis (American beaver)
Lineage: Eukaryota; Metazoa; Chordata; Mammalia; Rodentia; Castoridae
Gene: Nup210l
Product: nucleoporin 210 like
Cellular component (GO): nuclear pore
Source: RefSeq, a predicted model, not a curated record
CCUCAUUUUUUUAAAAAGUUCUGCCAUCCGAUAUUUGAAAAAAAAGUAGCCCUUUAAGUGGGUAGAUGGGUUUGUUACUGAAAUUUCCAUAAAGUCUUACUGAAGUACUUCAUAAAAAAUUCCCACAAUUCCAAGCAAGAAAGACCCACCUCCUGCUAACGUUGUGGCUGCCGAUUGGCCGGUGUUGGUGCUGAGAGCGCGGCUGUAGUUGAGCGGGAACCGGAGACCCCCCUCCCCCGCAGUCGCCAUGACUCGCUCUGGGACCCCUGGACGUCAAGGCUUCCGGCUCUUUUUCCGCUUGUCUCUACACCGCCUCCUGUUUCUAUUGCUGUGUUUGCUUGGGACCCUAGCCAACAAACUUAACGUGCCACAGGUGUUGCUACCCUUCGGCCGGCAGCCAGGCCGGGUACCCUUCCUGCUGGAGGCGCAGCGGGGCUGUUACACCUGGCACUCCACCCAUCAUGAUGCAGUUACUGUUGAGCCUCUAUAUGAAAAUGGCACCUUAUGUUCUCAAAGAGCAGUUCUCAUUGCUGAAUCUACCCAACCAAUACGCCUCAGCAGUAUUAUUCUUGCUCGAGAAAUAGUGACUGACCAUGAACUGCGCUGCGAUGUUAAGGUUGAUGUGAUAGACAGCAUUGAAAUUGUAUCUAGGACCCGGGAACUCUAUGUAGAUGAUUCACCUCUGGAACUGAUGGUGAGGGCAUUGGAUGCUAAAGGAAAUACUUUCAGUAGUUUGGCAGGGAUGAUGUUUGAGUGGAGCAUUGCCCAGGAUAACGAGUCAGCAAGAGAAGAAGUAUCUAGCAAAAUUAGAAUUCUGAAAUACUCUGAAGCAGAAUAUUCUCCCCCCACUUAUAUAGCUGAGAUGGAAAAAGAAGAGAAACAAGGAGAUAUGAUUUUGGUGUCUGGGAUUAAGACUGGUGCUGCUGUUGUAAAAGUUCGAAUAUAUGAACCAUUCUAUAAGAAAGUGGCAGCAGCAUCAAUACGUCUGCUUGUUUUGGAGAAUAUAUUUCUUAUUCCAUCUCAUGAUAUUUAUCUCUUAGUGGGAACAUAUAUUAAAUACCAAGUUGCAAAAAUGGUUCAGGGAAGAAUGGCAGAGGUGAAAUUUCCCCUGGAACAUUAUACACUGGAAUUGCAAGACCAUAAAGUUGCACAUGUUGGGUCUUUUACUGGAAAAGUGGCUUUACUAGAUGAGAAAACAGCCAUGGUGACUGCCCUCCAACUGGGCCAAACUAAUCUUGUCUUUGUCCAUAAAAAUGUCCAUAUGCGAUCUGUGUCUGGACUCCCAAAUUGCACCAUAUAUGUUGUAGAGCCUGGAUUUUUAGGUUUCACUAUCUAUCCUGGAGACCGGUGGAGUCUAGAGGUGGGACAAGUGUAUGUCACUACAGUAGAAGUGUUUGAUAAAAGCAGCACAAAAGUCUAUAUUUCAGAUAAUCUCAGGAUUACCUACGAGUUUCUACAGGAAUACUUUGAAGAGCAACUAACUACUACAAAUGGAUCUUACCAUGUAUUUAAAGCCCAGAAAGAUGGUGUUGUGGUGAUAAAUGCAUCCCUGACUUCCAUCGUUUACCAGAAUGACAAUAUUCAGCCUAUAAAGUAUCCAAUCAAACACCAACAAGAAGUGAAGAUUUAUUUUCCCAUCAAGCUUAAACCCAACUUUCUGGCAUUUCCUCAUCAUCCUCUAGAAAUGUUAUAUCGUUAUAAAGUACAGGUAGAGGGUGGUAGUGGCAACUUCACUUGGACCUCCUCUAAUGAAACAGUGGCUAUGGUAACCACCAAAGGAGUGGUGACUGCAGGUCAGGUCAGAGGGAACAGUACCAUUUUGGCCCGAGAUGUACAAAAUCCCUUUCGAUAUGGGGAAAUUAAGAUAUAUGUCCUAAAACUAGACAAAAUCGUACUGCUACCAUUUCGUGCUGAUGUGGAGAUUGGCCAGAUUAUAGAAAUCCCCAUUGCAAUGUAUCAUGUAAAUAAGGAGACCAAAGAACCUAUUGCAUUCACAGACUGCUCUCAUUUAUCUUUGCAUCUGAACUCAGAUAAGCAAGGAGUCUUUACUCUUUUCAAAGAAGGUAUUCAAAGACCUGGACCAAUGCACUGUUCCAGUACACAUAUAGCAGCCAAAUCUCUAGGCCAUGCUCUGGUAACAGUCAGUGUAACUGAGUAUGAAGACUAUUUGGAGAGCAGUGCCACAUUUGCUGCUUAUGAACCCCUAAAGGCUCUAAACCCUGUGGAAGUGGCACUGGUAACAUGGCAGUCUGUGAAGGAAAUGGUAUUUGAAGGGGGUCCUCGUCCUUGGAUCUUGGAACCUUCCCGAUUUUUUUUGGAGCUAAGCGUGGAGAAGACAGAGAAGAUUGGAAUAACAGAAGUCCGUCUGCCAGCUAAGAGAAAACAGAAUCAGUAUAUCUACCGCAUACUCUGCCUAGAUUUAGGGGAACAGGUUCUUACUUUCCGAAUUGGAAAUCACCCAGGUGUCCUGAACCCUAGUCCAGCUGUAGAGGUUGUACAGGUGCGUUUCAUAUGUGCUCACCCCGCCAGUAUGUCAGUAACACCAGUAUACAAGGUGCCAGCUGAUGCACAGCCAUGUCCUCUACCACAGCACAACAAACAACUGAUUCCUGUAUCAAGCUUGAGGGACACUGUUCUAGAACUGGCAGUAUUUGAUCAACACAGAAGAAAGUUUGAUAAUUUUAGUUCACUAAUGCUAGAAUGGAAAUCUUCUAAUGAGACACUAGCCCAUUUUGAAGAUAAGUCAAUGGAGAUGGUUGCCAAAGAUGAUGGCAGAGGGCAGACUCAGUUACAUGGUCAUCAGAUCCUUAAAGUACAUCAGAUAAAAGGGACUGUACUCAUUGGAGUCAAUUUUGUGGGCUAUUCCGAAAAGAAAAGCCCAAAGGAAAUUUCCAACUUGCCCAGAUCAGCAACAGUGGAGCUGCUGCUGGUGGAUGAUGUAACUGUAUUGCCUAAGAAUGCAACCAUCUACAACCACCCUGAUGUGAAGGAAAUAUUUAGCCUUGUGGAAGGAUCUGGUUAUUUUUUAGUUAAUGGCAGUGAGCAGGAUAUUGUCACUAUCACUUAUAUGGAAGCAGAAAGCUCUGUUCAGUUGAUUCCAGUACACCCUGGAUUCCUCACCUUAGAAGUCUAUGAUCUGUGCUUGGCUUUUUUGGGUCCAGCAACAGCCCACCUCAAGGUGUCAGACAUACAAGAGCUGGAGCUUGAUCUGAUUGAUAAGGUUGAGAUAAGCAAAACUGUGUUAGUGACUGUGAGGGUUCUUGGCUCUUCCAAACGCCCGUUCCAAAAUAAAUAUUUCAGAAAUAUGGAGCUCAAACUGCAACUGGCAUCUGCAAUUGUCACUCUGACAUUAAUGGAGGAGCAAGAUGAAUACUCUGAAAAUUAUAUCCUUCGAGCUCUCACUGUUGGGCAAACCACACUUGUAGCUAUUGCCAGAGACAAGAUGGGGCGAAAAUUCACAUCAGCUCCUCGGCAAAUUGAAGUGUUUCCUCCAUUCAGACUUGUUCCAGAGAAGAUGACACUGAUUCCAACUAACAUGAUGCAGGUAAUGUCAGAAGGUGGCCCUCAGCCCCAAUCUAUCAUUCACUUCUCCAUCAGUAAUCAGACUGUGGCUAUUGUUAAUAGGAGGGGGCAAGUUACAGGAAAAGUGGUUGGCACAGCUGUGGUCCAUGGCACCAUCCAGACAGUAAAUGAAGAUACUGGCAAAGUCAUUGUAUUUUCUCAGGAUGAAGUGCAGAUUGAAGUUGUUCAGCUAAGAGCUGUUAGGAUCCUUGCAGCUGCAACUCGACUCAUCACAGCUACUGAGAUGCCAGUUUAUGUCAUGGGAGUGACUAGUACCCAAACCCCUUUCUCCUUCAGCAAUGCCAACCCUGGGCUCACAUUCCAUUGGUCCAUAAGCAAAAGGGAUGUAUUGGAUCUGGUACCCAGGCAUUCAGAGGUUUUUCUACAGCUUCCAGUAGAGAAUAACUUUGCUAUGGUUGUCCAUACAAAAGCAGCUGGCAGAACCAGUAUCAAAGUCACAGUUCGGUGUACAAACAGUUCCUCUGGGCAGUUUGAGGGGAAUUUGUUGGAAUUGUCUGAUGAAGUUCAGAUCCUGGUCUUUGAAAAACUCCAGCUUUUCCAUCCAAAGUGUCAACCUGAGCAGAUUCUAAUGCCUAUGAAUUCUCAGCUCAAACUUCAUACCAACAGGGAAGGAGCUGCCUUUGUGAGUUCCCGUGUUCUCAGGUGUUUUCCUAACUCAUCUGUUAUUGAAGAGGAUGGUGAAGGGCUCCUGAAAGCUGGUUCCAUUGCAGGUACUGCUGUGUUGGAAGUCACUUCUAUAGAGCCCUUUGGAGUCAACCAAACAACCAUAACUGGGGUCCAGGUAGCACCAGUGACAUACCUGCGAAUGAGCAGCCAUCCCAAGCUAUACACAGCCCAAGGAAGGACCCUAUCAGCCUUUCCCUUGGGCAUGUCGCUCACCUUCAUUGUUCAGUUUUAUAAUAGCAUUGGAGAGAAAUUCCACACUCACAAUACUCAGCUUUUUCUGGCUCUGAACAGGGAUGACUUGCUGCUUAUUGGACCAGGGAAUAAGAACUAUACUUACAUGGCCCAGGCUGUGAACAAAGGGGUAACACUUGUGGGGCUCUGGGACCGGAGACAUCCAGGCAUGGCAGAUUAUAUUCCUGUUGCUGUAGAGCAUGCCAUUGAGCCAGACACCAAGCUUACCUUUGUUGGAGAUGUCAUCUGCUUCAGUACUCACCUCGUUAACCAACAUGGUGAACCUGGGAUAUGGAUGAUAUCUGCUGACAACAUUCUACAGACAGACAUUAUCACUGGAGUAGGAGUGGCCAGGAGCCCAGGAACUGCAACAAUUUUUCAUGACAUCCCAGGAGUAGUGAAAACAUAUAGAGAGGUAGUAGUCAACGCAUCAAGAUUAACGCUCAGUUAUGACCUCAAGACUUAUCUCACCAAUACCCCCAAUUCAACUGUAUUCAAACUCUUCAUCACCACUGGCAGAAAUGGUCUCAAUCUUAAAGGAUCCUGCACCCCAAAUCAGGCUUUGGCAAUUACAAAAGUACUUCUUCCAGAGACCCUCAUGCUGUGCCAUGUACAGUUCAGUAAUACUUUGCUAGACAUUCCAGCAAGUAAAGUCUUUCAUGUCCACUCAGAUUUCAGCAUGGAGAAAGGGGUUUAUGUCUGCUUAAUCGAAGCUCGUCAACAGCCAGAAGAGUUGCUCCAGGCCCUCAGUAUGGCUGACACCUCAGUCUAUGGGUGGGCCACACUGGUCAGUGAGCGUAACAAGAAUGGAAUGCAAAGAAUCCUCAUUCCUUUCAUCCCAGCCUUUUACAUUAACCAGUCAGAAUUGGUUCUUAACCACAAAGACAUUGGGGAGAUAAGAGUACUAGGAGUUGAUAGAGUUCUUGAGAACCUAGAGGUCUUCCCCAGCUCUCCAUUUCUAGUGGUCUCUGCCCAUAGGCACUCUCCCUUCACGCCUGGCCUGGCUAUCUACCCAGUAAGGGUGGUCAACAUCACUGCCUUCCAGCAGAUGCAAUCACCUGUUUUCAUUAAUAUUUCCUGUGCACUCACCAGUCAAAGUGAGGCUGUAGUAGUGAGGGCUAUGGACAAGUCUGGUGCAGUUCAAUGUGAAGAUUCAGGUGUCUUCAAGCGGUUCAUUGGUUCUUACCAGAUCCUCCUCUUUACCCUUUUUGUGGUGUUGGCAUCAACAGCUUUCAUCGUUCUAGCAUACAAUGUCUUCCUAAACAAAAUACAGACUGUUCCAGUUGUUUAUGUACCAACUAUAGGAUCAUCACAGCCAGGUUAUUAUACUGCUACAUGUUCUCCCCCUCCCUACAUGAGUCCACAAACCCCAGUGGCCCAGAGUCGGUUACAACAUUGGUUAUGGAGUAUAAAGCAUUAACAUAACUUGGCUAGGUCUCCCUUAUAUAGGGGAAUCUUGAUUUCUAGUUCUAGACAAGGAGGAACCCAGCAGCAAACUCUACACUAAGCCUCCAAAGCAAAGCUUCUUAGAACUAUAAAUAAAGGAUCUUGAACAGUUUGUU